Messenger RNA from Pyrenophora tritici-repentis Pt-1C-BFP, 888 nucleotides. RefSeq lists its product as uncharacterized. NCBI's taxonomy places the organism in Eukaryota, Fungi, Ascomycota, Dothideomycetes, Pleosporales, Pleosporaceae. The record is from RefSeq and is a predicted model, not a curated record.
AUGGGCAAUCCUAAGCGCAUGAGCGAAAUAUUCGCAUCGUCGUCGGAAAAAGACGCUAAUACGACUACUGUAACGGCAACACCACCAUACUCGAGCGAAGGACCUACACUUCCAAUUAUCGGAGCACAAGAGGGCGCAGUAAAAGUUGCAGAUUCUAGGAUACCCAACAAGAAGCGGAAAGCACAAGAGAGGAUUGCUGAUACAGCGACGAAAAAGCCGUCGCAACCACAAUCUCCGCCUACUAUUCACCCAUCGCUGUAUGAACCAUGGACACGUCUUCCCGCCGAGCUGCGCAAGCUUCUAGAGACACAGAAAUAUGUUCGGGGGACACGAAACGUCAUUCCAGUCGUGUUCUCAAAGAACCAAAAUGUCAAGUCGGGUAUCAACAAACUCAAGACAUAUUUGGGCGCAUACAAGGAUCCAGCUUCUACGAUUGAUAUGCCCGAUGCACUGAAAGAAGAGGAUCUCGCAAUAGCUGUAUCUGCACAAGGCGAGGGGACAACGAAGCUAGUUGGCAUUGUGGACAUGGUCCGUCGGAUUGUAGCGCCCAAUACGAAAGAGGACAAAGGAAAGGUGGAAACAUGGUGGAUGUACACAAUGCUCACGAGUGUGGAGGUUGAGCGGAAGAUCAAGUCAUCAGACACAGUUGGUCAGAACAAAGCAGAGGCUAAGAAAUCUGAGGCCUCGCAAGAAGAAGAGGAAGCUUUUGAGCCCAUGGAAGUCGAUGAACACGAAGCACAGGCAACGACCGCGGCGGGAAGCAAAACUCAAACAAAGAAGGUACCAGUGUUGACGGUCUGGAUGACAAAGAAGAAGAUAUCCGCCUUGAAGAACGCAUUCGGAGAGCAGUCGUUCCCCGUACAGAAGCUACCAGAGGACUCAGAUUGA